GGGUCGAGUCCUUGCUUCCUUCCUUGUAUAUAGCUAACCUCUAGGCAGCGACCGUCGCCAGGCAGCCGUGCCGGGGCUUGCCUCUCUUUAACUUAGCGAAUCUCAGGUUCACGUUCCUCCUCCAUCUUCCUCAGUUUUCCAUCCUGGAGCUCUCUUACGCCCUGACUGGUCUGGCUCCUAUGGUCUCCUGGCUCCCAAGGUCUCCUGCUCCUAACUGGAAGUAUGUUCUUUGCGCUGUGCUGUCUGCGGCGUGCGACCAAAGCGGUGUUGACCGGCAGUUGAAAAUAGAAGCGAUUUCGCAAAGUGCCCUGGAAUCGCGUUUUCUAGCCAAUUCAGCGAUUCCAGCGAACUGCCCUAGCAAGUCGACCCCCUAGAGUCCAG
Molecule: messenger RNA, 381 nt
Organism: Canariomyces notabilis
Lineage: Eukaryota; Fungi; Ascomycota; Sordariomycetes; Sordariales; Chaetomiaceae
Exons: 1
Coding region: 180-374 (64 amino acids)
Source: RefSeq, a predicted model, not a curated record